AUGGCGACAGUGUUGGCGAAAGAUUCAGUUCGUAAAGGCGAGGAUGGGCAGCCAUUGCUUUCGCUGGAAGGUGCGCCCCCUUUGGGAGCACCCGUCGAGGAGAAGCGCUUUUGGUUCCAGCGAGACAAGUCUUACGACCCAUUCGCCAUCGCCACCCAGCCGAGCGUGUUCGACGAUCCAGAUACUACCGAUAAGUACCAUCCCCGACCUGACUGGGAGAAUUAUCACCGGUUCGACCCACUGGCUCGGUGGACAUGGGCAGAAGAGUAUGCUCUAGUGCGCAAGAUAGACCUGAAGAUCAUGGUCUGGGCCUGCAUCAUGUUCAUGGCACUUGAACUUGACCGCGCGAACAUCAGUCAAGCGAACACGGACAACAUGCUUGGUGAUCUUGGCAUGACCACCGACGACUUCAACCUCGGCAACACCGUCUUCAAGCUUGCGUUCCUCUGUGCCGAACUGCCGUCUCAACUGGUAUCCAAGUGGGCAGGGCCAGACCGCUGGAUACCAGCACAAAUGGUGCUGUGGAGCAUUGUCGCCAGCAGCCAGUUUUGGCUGGGCGGGAGAGACUCGUUCCUCUUUUGUCGAGCGCUCUUGGGCUUGCUACAGGGCGGCUUCAUCCCGGAUGUUAUCCUUUAUCUUUCUUAUUUCUACAAGCACCACGAGCUCUCUCUGCGGCUCGGGUUCUUCUGGACGGCCAUGAGCACCGCAGACAUCCUAUCGGCCCUCUUCGCGCACGGCAUCCUCCACUUGCGUGGUUUCCAGGGGCACGCAGGAUGGAGAUACCUGUUCCUCAUCGAAGGGCUGUUCACGCUCGUGAUCGGCAUCUUUGGGUUCCUCCUCAUGCCGGCGGGACCCUGCCAGACAGCCAGCUGGUUCCGCGGCAAACGCGGCUGGUUCACCGAAAGGGAAGAGACGGUCAUGGUCAACAGAGUGCUCCGCGAGGACCCAGGAAAAAGCAGCAUGCACAACCGCGAGCCCAUCACACCGCGUCUCCUCUGGGACAGCCUCAGGGACUACGACCUGUGGCCGAUCUACCUCCUCGGCCUGACCUUCCAGAUCCCCAUGACCCCGUCGUCUCAGUACCUGACCCUGACGCUGCGCAACCUGGGCUUCGACACCUUCCAGUCGAACCUGCUGGCCAUCCCGUACACCGUCGGUCAUAUGAUUACCAUGCUCGGGAUUACAUAUCUUGGCGAAAUCAUUGGCGAACUCACAUUCGUUGCCAUGUCGAGUCAAAUUUGGGCGCUGCCCAUCUUGAUCUACCUCAAUGUUGUGAACACCGCGGAAGUUAACAGAUGGGUUCUGUACGCCGUCAUCACUCUUCUUCUCAUGUACCCCAAUCCUCAUCCUAUCCAAGUCGGAUGGAACAGCCGCAACUCCAGCACGGUUCGCUCACGGACCGUCUCUGCUGCCUGCUACAACAUGUUUGUGCAGACGAGCGGGAUCAUCUCGUCCAACGUCUAUCGAUCUGACGACGCGCCGCUGUACAAACGCGGCAACCGCUCUCUUCUCGGGGUCGUGUGCAUGAACCUGGUGCUCUAUCCUCUGGUCAAGGCCUACUACGUCUACCGCAACAAGAGACGCGACAGGAUCUGGAACGGCAUGUCGGCGGCCCAGCGGCUUGCGUACUUGGAGACGACCAAAGACGAGGGCAACAAGCGGCUGGACUUCCGGUUCAGUCACUGA
Messenger RNA from Colletotrichum destructivum, 1686 nucleotides. Its product is annotated as Putative major facilitator superfamily, MFS transporter superfamily. Bases 1 to 1686 code for a protein of 561 amino acids. The transcript is spliced from 14 exons. NCBI's taxonomy places the organism in Eukaryota, Fungi, Ascomycota, Sordariomycetes, Glomerellales, Glomerellaceae. Gene Ontology annotation, cellular component: membrane. Gene Ontology annotation, molecular function: transmembrane transporter activity. The record is from RefSeq and is a predicted model, not a curated record. Gene Ontology annotation, biological process: transmembrane transport.